GCGCGCUUCGGCAUUCGUGCUGGGAGGCUCGCGGCGCGGCGCCGUUACUCGCAGUCGGGCGGCGGCGCAGGCGGCGGCGGCAGCGGCUCGGCACAGCGCUCAGCGCACCCCGCGCCUUAGCAGCAGCAGCAGCCGCAGCAGCAGCGGAGGCUCCCGCCGUCUCAGCCCCGCGCUGGUGCAGGCUCCCUCGGUCCUUCGGCGCUUCCUCCCUCCGUUCGCACCAUGGCUGAUCAACUGACUGAAGAACAGAUUGCUGAAUUCAAGGAAGCUUUCUCCCUAUUUGACAAAGAUGGCGAUGGGACCAUCACAACAAAGGAACUUGGCACCGUCAUGAGGUCACUGGGUCAGAACCCAACAGAAGCCGAAUUGCAGGAUAUGAUCAAUGAAGUGGAUGCUGAUGGCAAUGGCACCAUUGACUUCCCAGAAUUUUUGACUAUGAUGGCUAGAAAAAUGAAAGAUACAGACAGCGAAGAAGAAAUCCGCGAGGCAUUCCGAGUCUUUGACAAGGAUGGCAAUGGGUACAUCAGUGCGGCAGAACUACGUCAUGUCAUGACAAACUUAGGAGAAAAACUAACAGAUGAAGAAGUAGAUGAAAUGAUCAGAGAAGCAGAUAUUGAUGGAGAUGGACAAGUCAACUAUGAAGAAUUCGUACAGAUGAUGACUGCAAAAUGAAGACCUACUUUCAACUUUUCCCCACCUCUAGAAGAAUCAAAUUGAAUCUUUUACUUACCUCUUGCAAAAAAAAAAAAAAAUCAUUUACUCAUUCUGUUUCUAUAUAGCAAAACUGAAUGUCAAAAGUACCUUCUGUCCACACACACAAAAAAUCUGCAUGUAUUGGUUGGUGGUCCUGUCCCCUAAAAGAUCAAGCUACACAUCAGUUUUACAGUAUAAAUCCUCGUACUACCUUAACGAUAAGGAAGCACUUAGUGGACUCCUUGCAGUUCCAUUUGCUAAUGAUUAAUACACUGUUUGGGCUGGCCAGUUUUUCAUGCAUGCAGCUUGACAAUUGAGCACAGUCAGGCAUUUGUAUUAAAAACGAAAAACGAAAAAACAAAUUCAAAACCUAUUCAGAUGGGUUCUAGUUCAGUUUGUUAGUAGAAGUUGUCCUAGCUUGGUUUGCUGAAAGCAAACACAUUUAAAAUUGGUUUACCUCAGGCUGUUGUGUAGAAAAAUGGGUGAAGGAUAAACUGUCUAGACGUAGCCCCACUAGCAGGAUGAUGGUCCCUCUUGUACUUUCAUGUGCCCCGACCCAUGGUGACGGCGAGGCAUCCUGCUGGCAUGCCCGCGUGUGUUGGUUUAGCGUUGUCUGCGUUGUGCUAGUGCGAAAUGGGUGUCAGGCUGUCACCAUUCACACAAAUUUUUAAAAAAGAAACUUUUACCAAGGGAGCAUCUUUGGACUCUCUGUUUUUAAAACCUCCUGAACCGUGACUUGGAGCCAGCAGAGGUAGGCUGUGGCUGUGGACUUCAGCACAACCAUCAACAUUGCUGUUCAAGAAAUUACCAUUUAACGUCCAUUCCAAGUUGUGUAAAUGCUAGUCUUUUUAUUUUAUUUUAUUUUCCAAUAAAAAGACCAUUAACUUAAAGUGGUGUUAAAUGCUUUGUAAAGCUGAGAUUCAAACGGGAACAAGGCAGUUGGAGGGGGAGGCCCAGUGCACCUGUAACUGCUCCCAGCCCAGCAUUGGGUUUCCCUCCCCCGCUCCCUCCCAGCAUCCCAGCACCAACCUCCGAGCUGAGACCUCGCCUAAAACCAAGCAAAUUUCGACUGCUUCAUCAUGUUUAUGGACAUGGAGGUCUAUUGUGUUUUCACCCGGGGGGGGGAGGGGGGACAGUGAAUCAUGGUAGCUUAAUGAUUAUUCAGAUAGUAGAGCUCUUAAUGAAGGAAAAAAACCCACUUUCUCUCAAGCAUGUAUUUAGGGGUUUGUCUCAGUCGUGCUGCUGAUUACCUGUUUUAUGUAACUAGAGACCAUCUGUGCAAGAGACAUGAUUCAGUGUGUCUGUAACUCAAUCCUCGCUGUGUGUGGUAGAAGCAGUAGUCACUUUUCUAAGCCAGUCUCUUCAUGCCUAAAAGACACUACCAGUCACCUUUUGAUUCACGAUUAUUUUUAAGUUAUGAUUAUCCUCUACCGUAGCCUCCUUUUACUUUUUAAAAAAAGUUGACUUGACUUUGCUUUCCCCCCCCCCAAGUAGAACUAAUGGUAGCCCUCAGCUUGAAAGUAAACCACCACCCCAGAGGGAAUGUUGUGUCUAAUUAUAAACCUGUAACCAAAACGAAGAUGCUGGUACUGGUCUUGGCCGUGGGAUUGGUCUGCUUUUAAAAAGCCCCUUUGAAGGCACGUUGCAUUUUGCAGAACUCUUUGAAAUGAAGGCUGGAUGUGCAUUUUUUCAGGGUGUUAACUGGUGGUGUCUUAUUAGCAAGGAGGUUUGGGUUCUGAGUGUGUGUGUGGGAGGUUUUAAUUUGCCAGGGAACAGUGGAACAGUGGCAGGCUGCGCGCGCGAGGCAGUGAGGAGCUCUUGGCAGCCAGCUGGGUGCAUUCAGGGCUGAUUUAUAGAGACCCUUGGCUUCUCCCUCUCCUACUCCCUGCCUCUCUGGCAUUUUGCAGCUUGUUAGAUUUCCUGCCAGAGGGGUGGGUCAGAGCCGUGGAGAGGAGCCCGCCCAUCUGCCUCUGCGACUGGUCCUUAGACUCAGUGGUUGGUGGAAGAGAGGUUGACAUCAUGAGCUAGGUUUGCCUUUCAUCAUUUCCUGAAUCUGGAAGGAACACCUAAGAAUACCUUGGGGGUUCUGAUGAGCUAGGAGGAGUGAGGGCUCCUGGUUCGAAUAAGUUACAGACCUGGAUGUUUCUUGCAGGGAGUUCCAAUAGCCUGCCUGUUGACCCAGUCUCAGGCCUGUGGGAGAUGGCCUCUUGGUAAUUCCAAAGAGGGUUGGGGGUGACUUGACUUGCUGGAAACUUUGCCUUCUAUCUCUCUAGAACAGUGGUGGCGAACCUAUGACACACGUGUCAGAGGUGACACGCGAACUCAUUUUUUUUGGUUGAUUUUUCUUUGUUAUGUGGCAUUUAAAUAUAUAAAAUAAAUGUCAAAAAUAUAAGUCUUUGUUUUACUAUGGUUGCAAAUAUCAAAAAAUUUCUAUAUGUGACACGGCACCAGAGUUAAGUUAGCGUUUCUCAAAAUGCUGACAUGCUGAGCUCGAAAGGUUCGCCAUCACUGCUCUAGAAGCUGGGUGGACUCCAUUUCCGUGGUCCCACAGUCUUUCCUACGAGACUACUUUGGAACUAGAUUCUGAAAGGGCCAGGAUCCUGUGGGCACAGCAGCUUUCCCCAGGGAAUGUGGAGGUGCAGCCAGGCGCACUGUAGCCUUUUUCCUCUGGUGUUGGAGGGGACGGCCAGCCCGGGGGCGAGGUGUUUGCAGUCUGCGUGAGUUUGAGAGAGGAAAGAGCUGGAUGUCGUGGCAGUACUUCUUGCAAGAGGGUUAGCACCUUCCCGUAAACUCUUGCCCCUCCUCCUAACUGCUCUAUACAUGUACACACAUAUAUAUAUUUAUAUAUAUAAAGUGACUAGUUUAACUGGCAUCCCGCUUGAGCCUGAGACUUGCCGUAAAAAUCUGCUGAGUACUUGGCAAACCCUUUCCUAGUUUCAUUCGCCAUCUGUUUGGGGUAGGUGUUGAGCAAGGCAAAUGUAGCUUGAUAUUUCGGAUGAGCUUUUAAUGCACCGUUGCCAAGGAAGGCUUUUUUUUUUCUGAUUUUUUUGACAAAAUGAAUUUUUGCACACUUUAAUUGGUGUCUUUCAGCAACUUAAACACAUUGAAAAUUAGCUACUGUACAUAUUUUUAUAUUCUCUUUAUAAAUGCAUGUCUGACUGUACCUGUAACCGUAUUGUUAACGAGUGGCUGUCCAGUAGGCCUGGCGCUGCUGUGGCCCGUCGGAGUAGCAGCAUAUUGUUAGCCCCUCAGCAUACUGGGAACUUCUUCCUAAACCGAGAAUGUAAAUUUGGUCAAUCUGCUCUUUGUUCAUUCGAUUACUUUAAAACAUUUGAACUAAUUAUUGUAUAUCUUCAAUAAUCCUUUUAUUGUAUAUCCUAAAUUUACCCUUCUGGCAGUGACUAGAUUCCAUGAAUGUGUCUUACUCUAUCCCUUCAGCUAACAAUGACUAUUUCCUUUUUUUUUAAAUCCCUUGAAGUUGUCCUGUAGGAGACACUUGGCUGUCUGUAUCCCUUGGAGUGAGAAGGUAGUGGCAUGGGUGGCGUGCGUGCUCUCUCCAGAUCUAUUAUAAUGUUCAUUAAACACGUCUGUGGCCAAGAUGGUGGUAGUUCUUUGGUUACUGAAGUUUCCCUUCACCGUGGCGAUUUGCAAAGGAGAAAAUGUACUUGAAAGUUUCUGUAAAUCUUGAGAUAAACUGUUUGGAGAUUUUACCACCUCUCUGAUGGGGGACCAACUCUAUGGAAAUUGUAAAUAAGUUUUAUUUAUAAACCUGGCACUGUAUUCAAUAAACAUUUCUGCAGCCUUUCAUCUCUAA
Messenger RNA from Myotis daubentonii (Daubenton's bat), 4507 nucleotides. RefSeq names its product calmodulin 1 (gene CALM1). Gene Ontology annotation, cellular component: myosin II complex. The record is from RefSeq and is a predicted model, not a curated record. NCBI's taxonomy places the organism in Eukaryota, Metazoa, Chordata, Mammalia, Chiroptera, Vespertilionidae. Gene Ontology annotation, molecular function: calcium ion binding.